Molecule: messenger RNA, 1035 nt
Organism: Zychaea mexicana
Lineage: Eukaryota; Fungi; Mucoromycota; Mucoromycetes; Mucorales; Lichtheimiaceae
Exons: 4
Coding region: 193-813 (206 amino acids)
Source: RefSeq, a predicted model, not a curated record
CCUAGUAAUACUCCGGCCCCUGUCGCUAGUGUCGUUUUAUAACUUGCGGUUUCUAGACUAUUUGGUCUAACCGCAAGAACCGCAAAAACCGCAAACUGCGGUAAUUGAAUCGUGUGACCCAGACUUUGAUAUGUAGCAGUAUUAACUCCCAUAAUACAUGACUUCCCCUCCUUCUCCGUAGUUCCAAUAAACAUGCCUCCCAAACGUGCACGAGGAUUUGGCAACAAACGCGUCUCAUCUUUUGCAAGUCUUAAGAGCAACGGAGCGAGAAAAGUAAUCAGGAUCACGCAGCCUUUGGAUCUUGGAGGCACUUUGAGUGUCCCACCUGUAGUUCAGCCAGCGUCCAAGCGAUCGCCCAUGCGCGAUGAGAACACAAAUUCUUCGAACAAGAGAAGAAAAGCUGACAAUCGUGCUCAAAGCUGGGCAAACAUUCUACCUUCCCUUCUUACAGCUUAUAAGCAAGGUUAUGGUAUUGAGGAGCCUGCACCUCAGGCGCUGGUUCCCAUUGACGAUCCUCUGCUUUGCCAUUGUCCUGAAAGCAAGCGAAAGGAAAAGACUGUUACUUGUAUUUACAAGUGCGGUAUCCGUACUGCCACAGUUAAAUAUUGCAGCGAGUGCCCAGAUCAUUCGUUGCCGUUGGUAUUGAUGCGCCGCCACCUGUUUCCCAUGACACCAUCAGGGCCGAAUCACGCUGUUCAUAUCGAGCAAAUGCGCAGUUUUCAUAACCUGCACUACAUUUGCCGUGUUUCGGUCCAUUCCAUUGCAAGUUGGGCCCAAGCAGAGUAUCAUCAAAAGCUUCAAGCAACGUCUUAGUGAAGCACUUCCAAUGUAUGGAAGGUUAAUGCUUAACUUGGAAAAGGAGCUUAGAGACGAUUGCGAUCUUGAGAGGGCUUGUCCAGCAUGCAAAUACAAGUCCGGGUCCAAGAUUGUUGCUGCAGAUGGCAACAUGCAACUACGCAGAUUCAAAAAAGCACAGGAUCCGAAAGACGUGGUAUUUGCUGGCCAAGAAGAAGUAGAUUGGUAUUGGGUGAAAAA